CUAGUAUCCAGAUAGCAGAUACCAACUAAUAUCCACAAUCAACCAACUAGUAUUCAAUAUGGAUACUCUUAUAGGUUAUAUGGAUACUCUUAUGUGUUAUCUGGAUACUAAUUAUGUGAUGUUUGGAUACUAUUUUGUGUUGUCUAGAUAUUAGUUUGUGAAUUUGGGAUAAUAGUUGAUUUAUGGUGGAUAUCAGUUAGCAAACUUUGAAUACUAGUCUGUGCUCUCUAGAUACUUUAGUACUUGGAUAUUAGUUCAUGUAAUUUGAAUAUCAGUUAGUAUCUGCUAACGAAUUUUCAAGUUAGCGGAUUAACUUUCCCCUCCUAAUUUGGCUAAAAAGAUGGCUGGGACCUUUCUAGGGAUCUAAUCGCCAGCCAGCCAGAACAAAGCUUCCAAUACCCGCAUUUCCCCCAAACACAUAAUUUCAACUAUAACGUCUCUUCCACUCAAAACCAACACCAGACAGACAGACACCAUACUCUGCAAUCGACUUCCCACCUCACAGUUUGGUAAAAUCGCUUCAACACCAUCUCCUUCACUCUUCCUUCUUCCUCACCGCCAUUAACAAAUGCUGUUCCUUUUUUUAAAACCCCAUUUCCCCAUGCCUCUUCUCGCCAUCUCUCUUUCCCUUUCUCCCACCCUCCAUGGCUGGCAUUGCCGUGGUUCCUCGUUCGUUCCACUCUCGUGGUGGUGAUGAUGAUGACCGUGACAACUUACAUCAGCGCCCUCCCACCCGCCACUCGGCAGCUGCUCCCAAGCCGUGCAGAGUCUGCGGGGAUGAGAUUGGGGUGAAGGAAGAUGGAGCUCACUUUGUGGCCUGUCACGUUUGCGGGUUUCCCGUUUGCAGGCCUUGUUAUGAGUACGAGAGAAGUGAUGGCAACCAGUGUUGCCCUCAGUGCAACACUCGCUAUAAGCGUCACAGAGGUUCUCCUAGGAUCCCUGGAGAUGACGAGGAUGAUGAUAUUCAUGGUGCAGAUGAUUUUGAUGAUGAGUUUCCGGUUAAGCUUCAUCAUCAAGAUGAAUCAGGUCACCAAGAUGUGUCCGCUCAUUCUGAAAAUAGGGACUACGUUCAACCACAGCUGCACACAGGAGGCCCUGCUUUCUCUUCCACCGGAAGUGUUGCUGGUAAGGAUCUUGAAGCAGAAAGAGAAGCUUACAGCAACGCAGAAUGGACAGAGAGAGUGGAGAAGUGGAAGAUGAGACAGGAAAAGAGAGGUCUUGCCAACAAGGACGAUGGAGGAGGAAAUGAUCAAGGAGAAGAAGAUGAAUACUUAAUGGCUGAAGCAAGGCAACCACUGUGGCGAAAGGUGCCAAUGCCCUCAAGCCGAGUGAACCCAUACCGAAUUGUCAUUAUCCUCAGGCUUAUCAUUCUUUGCUUCUUUUUCCGUUUCCGCAUCCUAACUCCAGCAUACGAUGCUAUGCCACUCUGGGGCAUCUCUGUGGUCUGCGAGAUAUGGUUUGCCUUGUCUUGGAUCCUCGAUCAGUUCCCAAAAUGGUUCCCGAUCAAUCGGGAAACUUACCUUGAUCGUCUUUCGCUGAGGUUUGAAAGAGAGGGAGAACCGAACAAGCUAGCCCCGGUUGAUUUCUUUGUCAGCACAGUUGACCCUCUCAAGGAACCACCAAUAAUAACUGCAAACACAGUUCUUUCCAUCCUGGCGGUCGAUUAUCCGGUUGAUAAAGUCAGCUGUUAUGUCUCCGAUGAUGGUGCUUCAAUGCUUCUCUUUGACACACUGGCAGAAACUGCUGAAUUUGCUAGGAGGUGGGUCCCUUUUUGCAAGAAGCACAAUGUUGAGCCAAGAGCUCCAGAGUUCUAUUUCUCUCAGAAGAUUGAUUACUUGAAAGAUAAGGUUCACCCAAACUUCGUUAAGGAGCGGAGGGCAAUGAAAAGAGAGUAUGAAGAGUUCAAGGUGACAAUCAAUGCACUGGUCUCCAAAGCUCAGAAGAAGCCUGAAGAAGGAUGGGUGAUGCAGGAUGGCACCCCCUGGCCUGGAAACAACACACGUGAUCACCCUGGAAUGAUUCAGGUUUAUCUUGGAAGUGAAGGCGCACUUGACGUCGAAGGCAAGGAGCUUCCCCGGCUUGUGUAUGUUUCACGUGAGAAGAGACCAGGCUAUUCGCACCACAAGAAAGCUGGUGCCAUGAAUGCUCUGAUCCGAGUCUCUGCAGUCCUCACCAAUGCACCUUUCAUGUUGAAUUUGGAUUGUGAUCAUUAUCUUAACAACUGCAAAGCUGCAAGGGAGGCAAUGUGUUUCUUGAUGGAUCCCCAGUUUGGAAAGAAGCUUUGCUAUGUUCAGUUCCCUCAGAGGUUCGAUGGCAUUGAUCCCCACGAUAGAUACGCUAACAGAAAUGUGGUAUUCUUUGAUAUUAACAUGAAAGGCUUGGAUGGGAUCCAAGGGCCGGUUUAUGUAGGGACUGGAUGUGUCUUCAACAGGCAAGCUUUGUACGGCUAUGAUCCACCAGUGUCUGAAAAGCGUCCCAAAAUGACAUGCGAUUGCUGGCCUUCAUGGUGCUGCUGUUGCUUUGGUGGUUCGAGGAAAACUAAAUCUAAGAAGAAGGGACAGAGAAGCCUGCUCGGAGGACUUCUUCCAAAGAAGAAGAAAAUGGCGGGGAAGCACUACAGCAGGAAAGGUUCUAUGCAAGCUUUUGAACUUGAAGAGAUCGAGGAAGGACUUGAAGGCUAUGAAGAGCUGGAGAAAUCCUCUCUAAUGUCUCAAAAGAAUUUCGAGAAACGGUUUGGUCAAUCUCCGGUUUUCAUCGCCUCCACCUUGAUGGAAGAAGGUGGUCUGCCCGAGGGAACACCUUCUUCAUCUCUCAUCAAGGAGGCCAUCCAUGUCAUAAGUUGUGGGUAUGAAGAGAAAACUGAAUGGGGCAAAGAGGUUGGGUGGAUCUAUGGUUCUGUUACGGAGGAUAUCCUGACAGGGUUCAAGAUGCACUGCAGAGGAUGGAAGUCAGUUUACUGCUGUCCUGAGCGCGCAGCUUUUAGGGGAUCAGCUCCCAUUAACUUGUCGGAUCGGCUGCACCAAGUUCUGAGAUGGGCUCUGGGAUCUAUCGAAAUUUUCAUGAGUCACCACUGCCCUCUCUGGUAUGGUUGGGGAGGCAAGCUGAAAUUCCUUCAGAGGCUUGCUUACAUCAACACCGUCGUUUACCCUUUCACUUCCAUUCCUUUACUUGCCUACUGCACCAUUCCGGCAGUCUGUCUCCUGACUGGAAAAUUCAUCAUCCCAACGAUCAGCAAUCUUGCCAGCAUAUGGUUCUUGGCGCUUUUCCUCUCCAUCAUAGCAACCAGUGUCCUGGAACUGCGAUGGAGCGGGGUGUCCAUCGAAGACCUGUGGCGCAACGAGCAGUUCUGGGUCAUCGGUGGAGUAUCAGCCCAUCUCUUUGCUGUCUUCCAAGGCCUUCUCAAGGUCCUAGGGGGAGUCGACACGAACUUCACCGUCACAUCAAAAGCAGCUGAUGACACGGAGUUCGGGGACCUGUACCUAUUCAAGUGGACUACCCUUCUCAUCCCACCAACUACACUCAUCAUCCUCAACCUGGUAGGGGUUGUUGCAGGAGUGUCCGAUGCAAUUAACAAUGGGUACGGAUCAUGGGGACCUUUAUUCGGGAAGCUCUUCUUCGCUUUCUGGGUCAUUGUCCAUCUCUAUCCUUUCCUGAAAGGUCUCAUGGGAAGGCAAAACAGGACUCCAACCAUCGUUGUCCUGUGGUCCAUUCUCCUGGCUUCAAUUUUCUCAUUGGUUUGGGUCAGGAUCGAUCCCUUCUUGCCCAAGCAAACUGGUCCAAUUCUUAAGCAAUGUGGGGUUGAGUGCUAGUCACGGUUUUCCCAAAGCCGUCUCCAAAUAUUUGGUUUGGUUUCUACUCCAGCCAUUAGACAUCUUCCAAUAAGUUUGUGAGAAAAACCUUUUUUGUUUUGUUUUGUUGGGUGUGAUUUGUGAAACGUUCAGACCAUGAGGUAGAGUUGCAGCUCGAAGAUUGUAAGAUAAAGACCGAGAUACGCAUGUCAGGGACGUUGCCUUAUGUGCUAUGAGUUCUGAUCUCAGAAAAUUUCAUCCCUGGGAGAGUUGAAGCUGUCUUGACGAGUGUUUGGGCAACAGAAAAAUGGCGAGAAAAUGAAGGAAAGGCAGAGAAAAUAGAGAGAGAUAGAGGCAGAGGAAAAGAGAGAGAGAGAGAGAGAGGAAAAGGGGUGCUCAAGAUCUAGUGUUGUUGAUGCUAAGUUUAGAGCAGUAUAUGAUUAAGGUCCGGAGAGCUGAUUUCCCAAAUUCUGUAACCACUUCCAGUUUCGUGCGAAUACUUAGAAAAAAAGGUCCCACCGGGGAAGUUCUGGUUGGAACCUCCUUCGACGCUCAAAUUAGUAAUCUGAAUGAAAAGAAAUAAAUGCGAUAACGUUAGACCUGGUUCGAUUUCAUAGUCGCAAUUGAGUGUCGUUGGCUAUUUAAUGCCGCCCGGUGGAGACUAUCCACGAUUCCAUGGCUUAGUCCGCCAAAUUGAGGGUGUGUUGAGUGUUUAGAGAUUUAACACGUUUUGGGAGAUCGGGAGGAGAGAGAAAAUAUUUUUUAGAGAUCGAAAGUAGAGAGUUGGUAUUGUGUGUGAGUUGUGUUGUGUGAAGUAGUCGUAAGUGACUUGUGUGCGAGUUGUGUUGCGUGGAGGGACUUAUGGUGUGUUGAGAAAGGGGGAGGGGUGCUCCCUAUUUAUAGGGAAAAGUCGUAGUUAAAUUCCUCGACUUAUUUCAACAUUCACCAACAUUCUCCGUUAUCCCAAUACUCGCCAAUAUUCUCCGUUAUACCUUAACAUUCUCCGUCAUACACCAAUAUUUAUCAAUAAUCAUGGUAUAUGAGAAUAUCCAAGUGUGUAUGCGAAAGUAUGAGAAAGUGUAAGUAUAUAAGGGAAAAUAAAGGAGUAUGGGUAAU
Messenger RNA from Linum trigynum, 4904 nucleotides. The record is from the annotation of a GenBank genome assembly. NCBI's taxonomy places the organism in Eukaryota, Viridiplantae, Streptophyta, Magnoliopsida, Malpighiales, Linaceae.